CCGGGCCGAGCGCCGCCACGGAGUCCGUGCGCAACCGGCGAGAAGGCCCUGUGCCGACGGUUCGAGGCUCCUAGGCUCCUAAACCGUCGCAGAGCUGCUUGGCUGCCCGUCUCCCACCUACCCCCUCUGCCGCCCCUCCGGGGCCCAGACCGACCCGCCACCUGCGUCCCGGUUGCGCCAUGGAUCCAUCGGAGAAGAAGAUAUCCGUGUGGAUCUGCCAGGAGGAGAAGCUGGUGUCUGGUCUCUCUCGCCGCACCACCUGCUCGGACGUGGUGCGGGUGCUGUUGGAGGACGGCUGCCGGCGGCCGCGGAGGCAGCGGCGGGGCCGGCGGCGGGGGGCGGCCAGCGACUCGCCAGGCCGGGAGGAGCUGCGGGAACUCCUGGACGAGGACGACGAGGACGACGAUGAGGCGCUGCCGCAAGGCAUGUUGUGCGGGCCCCCGCAGUGCUAUUGCAUUGUGGAGAAGUGGCGGGGCUUUGAGCGUAUACUGCCCAAUAAGACGCGCAUCUUGCGUCUCUGGGCCGCCUGGGGCGACGAGCAAGAGAAUGUGCGCUUCGUGCUGGUGCGCAGCGAGGCAUCGCUACCCAACGCGGGCCCCCGCAGCGCCGAGGCGCGCGUCGUGCUCAGUCGUGAGCGCCCCUGCUCGGCCCGGGGGGUCCUGGCGCGGCCCAGCCUGGCCAUGACCCAGGAGAAGCAGCGGCGGGUGGUACGCAAGGCCUUCCGCAAGCUGGCCAAGCUCAACCGGCGGCGCCAGCAGCAGCCGUCGUCACCCUGUUCGUCCACGUCGUCGUCCACCGCCUCAUCCUGUUCGUCUUCGCCGCAGGCCGCCGAGAGCGCAUCCGUGGAGCGCAUGGAGACGCUGGUGCAUUUGGUGCUCUCCCAGGACCACACCAUCCGCCAACAGGUGCAGCGGCUCCGGGAACUGGAUCGCGAGAUCGACCGCUAUGAGGCUAAGGUGCACCUGGACCGCAUGCGGCGACAUGGAGUCAACUACGUGCAGGACACUUACUUAGUGGGCGCAGGCAUCGAGGUGGACGGGCCCAGCCCGGGAGAGGAGCCGGAGGCGGCCGCGGCUCCCCUGGACGGCGAGGCGCAGGCGGCCGCGCUGGAGGAGCUGGCCCAGCGGUGCGACGACCUACUGUGCCUGCAGGAGCAGCGAGCCCAGCAGGAGGAGUUGCUCGAGCGCCUCUCGGCCGAGAUUCAGGAGGAGCUGAACCAGAGGUGGAUGCGGAGGCGCCAGGAGGAGCUCGCGGCGCGGGAGGAGCCCCUGGAGCUUGACGGCAGCCACGACGGUGAGCUGCUGCUGGAGCAGGAGCGGGUCAGGACGCAGCUCAGCACCAGCCUCUACAUCGGGCUCCGGCUCAACACGGACCUGGAGGCUGUCAAGUCGGAUUUGGAUUACAGCCAGCAGCAGUGGGACACCAAGGAGCGCGAGCUGCAGGGCCUUCUCCAGACUUUGCACACGUUGGAGCUGACGGUAGCGCCCGACGGGACUCUCGGCUCUGGCGAUCCCUCCCGGGAAUCCCGACCUCAGGGCCGCGCCGAGGUGUGGGUGGAUCAGGCCCGCGGGCUGGCCAAGAGCUGUCCCGGCAACGACGAGGACUCGGAUACCGGGCUGAGCUCUAUGCACAGCCAGGACUCGGACUCGGUGCCAGUGUGCGAAUCUCUUGUGUAAGGCGAGCAGGGUGGGAGAGGGGGACGACCCUUCCCACUUCCUUGCAGAAAGCACUGGCAUGGCCUGCUCAGGG
Neogale vison (American mink) is the source of this 1749-nucleotide messenger RNA. It is a transcript of the gene RASSF10, whose product is annotated as Ras association domain family member 10. The record is from RefSeq and is a predicted model, not a curated record. The transcript has a single exon. Gene Ontology annotation, biological process: signal transduction. Bases 180 to 1676 code for a protein of 498 amino acids. Lineage: Eukaryota; Metazoa; Chordata; Mammalia; Carnivora; Mustelidae.